Molecule: messenger RNA, 3376 nt
Organism: Phytomonas sp. Hart1
Lineage: Eukaryota; Euglenozoa; Kinetoplastea; Trypanosomatida; Trypanosomatidae
Source: the annotation of a GenBank genome assembly
GGACACACGGUCAUUGAUGAUCCUUUAUAAUAAUCCUUUAAUUGUUUAUCGAAGUCGAAGUGCUAGUGUUCUUUUGUGCAUAAUAACAAAGACGUAGUUAUGGUAAAUGGUACAUUACGUGACGCUGCUCUCGUCUCUAGCUCAACGCCUGGCAAAUGGAGAGGGACGACAUGCAUUGAGUGAUGUGUUGGCCCAUAGAACUUACAAGGAAUGCCAUAGUAUUAUUUCCUUUUACAAUAACCCUUCAAUCGCACCAGAAGCCCACAAACACGCGCUGCAUGUGAUGAUUAAUAUCCCACAAACGCUUUAUAUUAUGACAAAGAAGCAAUCCUCUCAAAUGUUCGGGAUUUUAUUUCUCUCACCUUAUUUUAAAAAAUCUUCAGAAGGAAUCAAGCUCUCACGUAUGUGUACUAGCCUUAUUGUAUCAAACGAGAUGACAUCUUUAACAACACUUGAACUUAUUCUGGCGGCUGAUGUUAUUCUGCGCUAUACAAAUGAGAGUACGCAAUCCCAAGACCCUUCCGGUAUCCCGUUUAAUACCUUCACCACCGAUUCCUCUUCGUCUUCAUUCUUUAAUAUACCGAAGAUUUCUCUUGGACAAAGAACAGGAAGAAAUAAAGAUGAGUUCCCAUCUGGAGGUGACAUUCGGCUUGCUAUAAAACUUCUUACAGAAGCCGUGCGAAGGAUCCCAAAUGAUUACAUCUGUAAUGAGGGCUCGAGUUCUGAGGGAAUCAUGCCAUGGGAUUUGAAAAAAAGAAAGAGCUCAUUGAAUAAAAUUUUAACCCUAUCAACCACGUCGUCGUUACAUGAAGAAGAAUUGAAAUUUUUAAUGGUGUCAAUUAGUAAAUUGCAGACAAUAACUAAUAUAAUGCAUUUAUACGGAGUGAAUGAGCAAAAUAAUUUUGAAGAAAUUAAAAAAUUUAUACUUCUUCCCGUAGCCAAGGUACUGCCACGAAUACCUUUCCUAAUUCAUUUACCGCUAAUAUUGAAAACCAGGCCACUUCAUGAUCAUGAGAUUUCCUUUCUAGUUAAUAUUCUGAUAAUCAAUGAAAAAACAUUUAGCGAUAUUGGUGCCCAGAUGUUUCGGACUUUAUUUGAGCUGUUAAAGCCAAGUAACUUUUUUAUUGCAUUCACAGCGGAGAAGGCAUUAGGUAAAUUUAACUUAUUACUGCACAAUUUUCCUAUUUAUCGCUUAUUCCAGUCUAAUGAUAUCGUCUUGAAUAUGUUUGAAGCGCUUGCGCCACUACUAGAAACACAAAUUUUUUUUACGAAGGACUUUCCGGAGGGAGUGGACUUUGGCAUGAAACAUCCACAUAUUUUUUUAAGAAUGGUGAUGUUUUUGUUCACAGUCUACUCGACGUUUUGUGUAAAACCAUUUGUGGAUCAAACAGUAUUUUCACAUAACUUGUGUAUACUUGAAAGAUUAACAAAAAAAUUAUUCAUGCGGCUUGAGGAAGCUAAAUGUGAUGGAUUGGUUAGUGCCUAUAUGAAAGUUAAUAAAACGCCCGUGGAGGUAUAUUUACUUCAAAUCCUAAUAAAAAUGUACAGAGCCCGUAAACUAGCAAGCAGCCUCUUCGUAUCGAAUCAUGAGCUCCGCACCAUCUCUUUUACAACUGAAGAAUUAAUUUCUUCCAUAAAGACUAAAUCAAACAGUUUGAUUUUGCUAUUUAAAGAAGAGUCUAAGUUGAAGACGGAAAGUCUCAGGCAGCAAACUUAUGAGCUUCUGAAAACUCAGGAUAAGUUCAAGAUUUGGGGCGACAUGGUGGAUUUCUGUCUUGAAAUUCUCGAAACCGAUGGCCCAGCUGAAGAUGCUUCAUCAUCAUCUAAUAUGGAAUUCUACAUACAAGUUUUACGAUCUAUUGUUUUUGUUAUGCACUAUCGUAAAGACUAUCAUUUUAUUCUGAAAAAUCUACACAUUAUCUUUCGAAGCUUGAAUAAGGCAUAUUCGGGUCGCUGCUCCGUACACACGGAGAGGUUAAACAGCGGAUUUACAAAAAAAGGUUCAACUGAGACCGACGCACUAAAGGAAUUACUGAUUGAAAGCUUCAAUGAGUUACGCAACUACAUAGAGCAAUACACGAAUGUGUCGAUGUCGGAUAGGAAGGAGAUGUUUCUGGAUGAUCUAAUGAAAGAUUCGCUGAUACCGUUUUCGCGGUUUUGCCUUAGCAUAGCCAUGGAGACCAUCCAGCUUUCCUUUAACCUUGGCUUCCCGAUUUCCGACUUGUGUUCGGUACCCACGCUGGAGUCCGUCCUCAUCUUUGUCCUUCGCCUGAAUGUGGGGAGAGGAGCUGUCACGGACCCCUCCGAGCGACACCAGGAAACGUCUAUCCUCCUGUUGCUCAUCAAUGGUAUUCUACAGGUGGGUUUGAACAGUGAGAAUCUCCUCGCCGCGAUCGUCACCGCGCUCCGCGGGGUGACCUUCGAAGACACCUCCAACCUUGACUUGUCAAAGAUCAUCAGCAUGGUUCGGACGUUAUCGUCUAUCCUCUUAACAGCGGUCCAGCAUCUGGGCAUCUCGUCCGGACAUCGGCAGAUUUCUCAGCAAUGCCUCGUCAUCGUGACGCGGCUGUGUGUUUUGAACCCCCCGACAAACAAAGAGCAGGAGAAAGGGAAUAAAAUAAACAGCGAGAAGUUACUUAUGCAGAUGUCGUUCGCUGAGAUUGUAUGGAACUGUGCGAUGAUUAUGAUGAGGUCAUCCCUACAGUAUUCCCUCAUUGAUAAGCACCUGGCUGUCAUGCUACGCCACGUGCGACGACAUUGGAUGCAUCCCAUCCUCAAGAGCUUGCCUCCGCCAAAAUCUAUGGAUGAAAUAAUUUUCCUAGAAAAAGUGUUGAAUACUACAGCGAAUAAAAAUAGUGAUUUUAGACAAUCUUUCAAUUUGCCACCACCAUCUAUCGGUAGGAAUGAGAACGGCGAGGUCUUUGGUUCACAUGCCUUUCUUAUUUAUGCCAACAUAUCGAUGCUCGGCUUUAUACGCAAGUUACGUUUUAUGCUCAUGGAAACCUCAAAAAAGAAUAUCGAUACCAAGAAAACUCGAAUAAAGCGAUAUUACGAUGUUUGUAACGUUUUUUCCGAAAUAUUUGAACAUAAUAAAAAUUACAUGACCCCUUCAGUAAUAUAUUCUGCUUUCAAUGAGGCCUUUUUUUUCUCUUCAUUCUUUCGGAAAUCGGGUUAUUACACACCUAUAAUGCAACGCCAACUAGAGUUUUGUCUAUUAUGCACCUUGUCGUACGUCGAAGCUUGUGAUAACCAAGGAAGUUGGGCUAAAAGUUACACGGGUGCGGAAAACACCAAAUCACUGGACAAAGGAGGCGGAAAAGAGGUAGUACCAAGUAUGGAAGCCUCAGAAACUACUGUAAAAAAAAAAAAUUACUGA